Messenger RNA from Sphenostylis stenocarpa, 1497 nucleotides. The record is from the annotation of a GenBank genome assembly. NCBI's taxonomy places the organism in Eukaryota, Viridiplantae, Streptophyta, Magnoliopsida, Fabales, Fabaceae.
AUGGGGUCCUUUGGGGUGAAUGGUGAAGCUGAAACGCUAAAGGCUAUUUUUCUUCCCAUGAUCUCAACCAGUCACCUCAUUCCCGUCGUGGACAUGGCGAGGCUCUUCGCCAUGCACGGCGUUGAUGUUACCGUAAUCACCACACCAGCAAACGCCGCCGUUUUCCAAAGCUCUAUCGAACGUGAUUCGAGCCGUGGGCACCUCAUUCGAAGCCAUGUGGUGAAGUUCCCGCAAAUCCCCGGUUUGCCAGAAGGAGUGGAAACUAUCAAUGCUAACACUCCUCCAGACCUGAGGACGAAAAUCGGCGAGGCACUGUCCAUUCUCCAAGUCCAAUUCCAAGAACUCUUCCGUCUUCUGCAACCUGAUUUCAUCGUCACCGACAUGUUCUACCCUUGGAGUGCUGAUGCCGCCGCUGAACUUGGAAUUCCAAGGCUCGUUUAUGUUGGUGCUAGUUACUUUUCUCACUGUGCAAUGGACUCAAUUGAACAGUUUGCGCCUCACGCCAAGGUAGAUUCGGAUGGUGAGAUUUUUGAGCUUCCUGGGUUGCCUCACAAGUUGGAGAUGACACGUUUGCAGUUGCCGGAUUGGCUUAGAGAACCUAAGCCUUACACCUAUUUGAAGAAGAUGAUAAAAGAAUCAGAGAAAAAGAGCUAUGGAUCACUGUUCAAGAGCUUUUAUGAGUUUGAGGGAGCAUACGAGGAGCAUUACAAGACAGUCAUGGGUACGAAGAGUUGGAGUAUAGGACCUGUUUCGUUGUGGGUGAACCAGGAGGAGUCGGAUAAGGCUGGCAGGGGCCAUGUCAAAAAAGGAGAAGGAAAAGGAACAGACGAAAGGUUGAUCAGAUGGCUUGAUUCCAAGGAAGAGAACUCUGUUCUGUAUGUGAGUUUUGGGAGUAUGAACAAGUUCCCUGCCACUCAGCUUGUUGAAAUAGCUCACGCACUGGAAGACUGUGGCCAUGAUUUCAUCUGGGUGGUUAGGAAUAACGAUGAUGAAGCUAGGGGUUUUCUGAAGGAAUUUGAGAAGAGGGUGGAAAGAAGCAACAAAGGGUAUCUGAUAUGGGAUUGGGCACCACAACUUGUUAUACUUGACCAUCCUGCCACUGGAGCUGUGGUGACUCACUGUGGGAUGAACACUGUGUUUGAAAGUGUGAUCGCAGGUCUGCCACUGGUGGCUUGGCCAUUAUUUUCAGAGCAGUUUUUCAAUGAGAAGCUGGUGGUGGAAGUGCUGAGAAUUGGAGUGUCCAUUGGAGCAAAAGAAUGGAGAAACUUGAAUGAGUUUGGGAGUGAGACAGUAAAGAGGGAGGACAUAGGAAAGGCAAUUGCUUUGUUGAUGGAUGGAGGAGAAGAAUCUGAAGAAAUGAGGAGGAGAGUGAAAACACUGAGUGAUGAGGCAAAGAAAGCAAUUCAGGUUGGUGGCACUUCUCACAACAAUUUGAAAGAUUUAAUUCAAGAGCUCAAGUCAGUGAAACUUCAAAAGAAUAACAACAAAUCUAAUUGA